AUGGCCGAGGCUUUUGCACCGAACGCUGUGGAUAUAAUCAUCGAGAUCUGGAACAAAAUCGAGGAGAGAAUCGAGGAGCAAGAGGUCGCCGAGGCUCUGGCAGCUGACCUCUCCGAGUUCGGCGUCACAAGCAAACGGGUGGCUCUCCAGACCGAUGUCGAGAUUGCGCAGAAGGUGGCCCGCGACCCGAGUGCCCCUCUAGAGAGGAGGAAAGAUCUCGAGAUCCAAUUUCGGCGCGUCCAUCAACUACUCGAGAGCAUUCCACAAGCAAUCGAAAAUGUCGUCAAGAACCAGAAAAGAGGAGCUCCUUUCAAGUACUUCCGCCCACAGGCAAACAGAAAGCUCGCGAAGCUGGUGGAAAGCUACCGAACCAGCUUCCGGGACUUUGACCAGGCGGUCAUUAGGGCUGAUGCGGCGACCAGGGGCGACUUCUACCUCCUGAUCCAACCCGGUGAGAUGAAAGUUAUCGGGGAUCCGCCUGAUGUUGUCUCCAUUGGCGACGGCAUCUCGGUCGCUCGUGUCUCCUACAUGGAUUUAGGGGGCAAUGGAAGUGGCGUCGCCAAAGUUCUCUGGGAGACGGCGGCUAGUACCGAGGCAACCUGGGCCGAGAACGAUCGCGACAUGCGAGUCCUGUCUGCGGCGCUCUCCGGGGCCUUGCCGCACUGGCAUAUACCGAGACUCAGGGGAUAUGAGAAGAACAAGGCUUCCAAGAUGAUGCGACUCGUCUUCGACCACCCGGACCCCACCCGUGAACUCUGUACCCUAGACGACGUAUACGAAGCUGCGGUGACGGCGCCGUCUCUCACGCUUCGUGUGCGCUUGUGCUAUCAGCUUGCCCUCGCGGUUUUGCACGCGCACAAACCACGGAUCAAUGUUGUGCACAAGCACAUCCGACCAGGUAACCUGCUCCUGGCUGUGCCGAAGACGUGGAAGAAGCAGAGGGGCGAGCUUGUCAUCCCCAAGGACUGGAGGGGCGAGGUGGACAGUGCCGGUCGAACUGGGUCCCAGAAAGAUGUUGACCUCUUCCUCUCGGGGUGGCAAAACUCGCGCACAACGACUCAGGCCACGAGGUUUAUAGGCGAGUCGGCCCCCCACCGGAUCAUCUACCAACAUCCGCAACGGCACCAGGUCAACGACGUCGAGCAAUACAACAUCGGCCAUGACAUAUAUAGCCUCGGGGUGUGCAUGCUGGAACUGCUAAUCUGGGAUCCAUUGGUGUCAUUCGGCGAGACGGGGGAUUCGAGGCUGUCCGAAGCGUAUCAGACUGCGUUUUGCGAUAAAGGGUUCGAUGCGGAUGUUGAGAUACCCCUUGAUGAAGACGUCGACCUGUCCAAACUGUUCACGCAGGACGCCGAGAAAAUCAAGGAGACGAUCAUCGAGAUCGCGGAAACGAGUGUGGCUCUUCACGCGGGAGAUCGGCUCGCUAACCUUGUGUGUCGUUGCCUCACUUGCCUCGAUACUGCCCCCAUGUACGGUGGCAGUCAGUUCCACGAUGGCGACAACAAAAACCAAAUAUCCGAGGCAUUCUCGCAAGAGAUUUUCUCUGACCUUAAUAGAAUUUUGGACGCACUCGACGUAGCUAGUACGGCCGAGGCGGGAUGGAUAAAACGUUUUGCCGGCUCGCAACCUGAACAAGCCCGAUAUUACCUCCCAGAUGUGUAG
Messenger RNA from Chaetomium globosum CBS 148.51, 1662 nucleotides. RefSeq lists its product as uncharacterized. Gene Ontology annotation, biological process: protein phosphorylation. The record is from RefSeq and is a predicted model, not a curated record. The transcript has 2 exons. Lineage: Eukaryota; Fungi; Ascomycota; Sordariomycetes; Sordariales; Chaetomiaceae. Bases 1 to 1662 code for a protein of 553 amino acids. Gene Ontology annotation, molecular function: protein kinase activity; ATP binding.